AUGAAGGGCACCAGGCCGGGAUGUCUGUCCCUCAUCCCAGCCCAGGGUCCCCACCUCACUGCCCACUCACCCCCAGGCCCUGCGGGUGAACAGCCUGGAACAACUGUGCAGUAACCUAGCCAGCGAGCGGCUGCAGCUCUUUGCCAGCCAGAUGCUGCUCACCCAGGAGCAGGAGGAGUGUAAACAGGAGUUGCUGUCCUGGGUGCCUGUCCCCCAGACUCCACGGGAGUCCUGCCUGGACCUCCUCACAGACCAGCCCCACAGCCUCCUGAGUAUCCUGGAUGCCCAGACACGGCUGUCCCAGGGAACAGCCAGUGCGAAGAUCUGAAAGAAGCAUGUCUGUCUGUCCAUCAGGCCACGGAUCACACCUUCCUUCAGAAGUGCCACUAUCACCAUGGUGACCACCCAUUCUAUGCCAAGCCUCAGCUGCCCCUGCCCAUCUUCACUGUGCGGCAUUACGCUGGGACUGUCACCUACCAGGUUCACAAGUUUUUAAACAGAAACCGGGACCAUCUUGACCCUGCUGUGGUGGAAAUGCUUGACCAGAGCCAGCUCCAGCUGGUAGGCAGCCUGUUCCAGGAAGUAGAACCCCAACUGGGGGAAAGGCAGGACAGACCCACGUUGGCUUCUCGCUUCCAGCAAUCACUGGGGAAGCUCCUAGCUCAGCUGCGCAGGAGUCACAUCUAUUUUAUCCAGUGCCUCAACCCCAACCCCGGAAAGCUUCCAGACCUCUUUGAUGUCAGACAUGUGGCAGAGCAGCUGCACCAGGCGGACACCCUGGAGACCAUACGCACCCGUAGCAUUAACUUCCCCAUGCGGGUGCACUUCCACAUGUUUCUGGCCAGGUUCCGGACCCUGGGUACGGAGGUGCAAGGAGAGCCCUCUGAGCAGGAGAGGUGCAGGGCCAUCCUAAGCCAGGUGCUGGGGGCCGAGUCCCCUCUCUACCAUGUGGGAGGCACCAAGGUCCUCCUUCAGGAGCAGGGCUGGCAGCAGCUGGAACAGCAGCGGGCGGGGCAGCGUGCCCAGGCCCUAGUCAUCCUGCACCGGGGCCUCCGCGCCUGCAUCUCCCGCCAGCGCCUCCGCCUCCUGCCCCGGAUGCAGGCUCGAGUGCGUGGACUCCAGGCCAGGAAGCGAUACCUCCGGCGGCGGGCAGCUCUGGGACAGCUGAACACCAUCCUACUGGUGGCCCGGCCCCUGCUCCUGAGACGACAGAGACUGCAGCUUGGUCACUGGUGUGGCUGGAACAGCAUCAAGGCCUCGGAGAAAAUGCUGAACAUGGAGCUGGGCCGCUUGGAAAUCCCAGCUGAACUGGCUGUCAUGCUGAAGACUGCGGAAGGCCAACAGCACACCCAGACAGAGAGCAUCAAAGAAUCGAAGCCCCCAGAAGUCCCUGCCCGGCCCACCCUGGCCCUCCCGCCUGACAUCGACAACUUCCCUUUCUCCACCUUCGUCGCCAGCAGCUUCCAGGACCGCUCCCUGCCCCGCCCCGGACAACCCCUGAUCAAACCUCUGACCCGGCUGGAUGAUGCGAGUCCUCAGCUUGCCCUGGACAUCAAUCGGGUGAUGCUGAGGCUCCUGGGGGAUGGGUCCCUGCUGCCCUGGCAGGAGCAGGUCAUGGGUGAGUACCUGGUGCGGCAGGGGCAGCGGAAGCCGGGGAUUCGGAACGAGCUCUUCAGCCAGCUGGUGGCUCAGCUCUGGCAUAAUCCUGAUGAGCAGCAGAGCCAGCGUGGCUGGGCCCUCAUAGCCAUCCUGCUCAGCGCCUUCCCCCCGAUGGCCACCCUGCAGAAGCCACUGCUCAAAUUCGUGUCUGACCAGGCCCCCACGGGCAUGGCGGCCCUCUGCCAGCACAAGCUGCUGGGGGCCCUGGAGCAGGUACAGCUGGCCCCUGGGACCGCACGGGCCCACCCACCCACCCAGCUUGAGUGGAAGGCCGGAUGGCGGAGGGGUCGCAUGACACUGGACGUCUUCACCUUCAACGAGGAGUGCUACUCAGCCGAAGUGGAGUCCUGGACCACUGGGGAGCAGUUUGCAGGGCAGAUCCUGCAGAGCAGAGGCCUGGAGGUGCCACCUCGUGGCUGGUCUGUGUCAUUGCACUCCGGGGAGGUCUGGCAGGACCUGGCUGGCUGCGACUUCGUGCUGGACCUGAUUGGCCAAACUGAGGACCUGGGGGACCCAGCUGGCCCCCACAGCUACCCCAUCACUCCCCGUGGCUUAAUCUCUGAUGACAUUCCCCCAGCCCCUGGCAUCCAGGCCCCCCAGCUGCCCCCAGUUCCAGCCCCAACACUGCCUAGCAGGGACUACACAGGUGAGGUUCAGACGCCAUCGGGGAGCCUGGAUGGCUACUUGGACCAAAUCUUCCAGCCAGUCCUCAGCCCCGGCCUCAGCGAUCUAGAGCAGAGCCGGGCUCUUCAGGGCCGCAUGAAGGGAGGGGGUGCCAUCGGGCCCAUGCAUCAGGGUAACUACCCCAUGGUAUACCCCGGGAUGAUGCCCGGAUACCAGCCUGCCAUGAUGCCUGGACCUGUCCCCAUGAUGCCAGCGAUGGGCGUAGUCCCCAACAUGCCAGCCAUGAUGGUGCCGCCACAGCCCCUGCAGCCUGCCCUUCCCACCCUGGAUGCCCAGCAGCUGGCGGCCCAACAGCAGAAUUUCAUCAACCAGCAGGCAUUGCUCCUGGCCCAGCAGAUGACCACCCAGGCCAUGACCCUAACUCUGGAGCAGCAGAUGCGGCAGCAGCAGCAGCGCCGCACCGAGGCCACCAGGCCUGCCUCCCCAGUCUCCACUCCAGCUACGCCCCCUAAGCCCAAGAAACCUCCCAUCCCCCUGAAGGUGCCAACGCAUGACCAGCAGCCAGAGGACCCUUCAGAGGAGGCCCCCGAGAGGCCUGGCAACCUCAGGAGCUUCCAGCAGAAACGGGACUACUUCCAGAAGAUUGGGAAGCAGCAGAUCAAGAUGAAGACGGCAAAGCCUCCGGCCAAGAUCCUGAUCCCACAGGAGGAGGACGAGCAAGAAGAGGAGGCAGCAAGAGCAGGUGCAUCACCGCCAGUAGUGAGGAAGCCACUGAAAUGGAGUGGGACCAAAGCUGCCAAUGAGGAGGCUGGGCCUGGCAGCAGCCAACCGUUGGCUCAGGGUAGGGGACCCCCAGUGCACAGCUUAGACCCCACCACCGCUCGGCCAAAGCCCAGCAGGGAGAUUGGCAACAUCAUCCGAAUGUACCAGAGCCGUCCGGCGCCCGUGCCUCUACCUGUGCAGCCAUCCAGAAAACCCUCCAAAUCAUUUCUGAAGAAAAACGACCCCAAGGAUGAGGCUCUGGCUAAGCUGGGGAUCAAUGGCACCAAUUCGCCCCCUUCGACACUGUCUCCCAGACCGGGAAAGGAGUCCCCACCAACCGUGGCCCCUCGACCUCAGAUCCCCAUCAGGCUGGGGCCGUCCAGCUCCAUCAAGGAGAAGCAGGGCCCCCUUCGGAACCUGUUUGGCCAGACCCCACGCACUCCGGAAGCACCCCUACUUCCACCAGCACCCCCACUGCCUCUGCUUGGGAACCCAGAGACCCAUUCAGCCGAGCCCCCUGUCUUGGUGGAGUCAAUGGGCGACCAGGGGAUCUCCACCCAGCUCCUGACACCUUCGGGCAGUGUGUCCUUUUCCUACACUGGCAAACCCUGGAAGCUGUUCCUACGCAAGGAGGUGUUCUAUCCCCGGGAGAACUUCAGUCAUCCCUACUGCCUCCGACUUCUGUGUGAGCAGAUCCUGCGAGACACCUUUGCUGAGUCCUGUAUUCGGAUCUCCCAGGACGAGCGUCGCAGAAUGAAGGACCUGCUGGGGGACUUGGAGGUGGGCAUGGAUUCCAUCGCCUCGGCUGAAGACAGCGUCAAGAAGCGCAUUGUGGUGGCGGCCCGAGACAACUGGGCCAAUUACUUUUCCCGAAUCUUCCCUGUCUCGGGUGAGAGUGGCAGCGAUGUACAGCUGUUGGGUGUGUCCCACCGGGGGCUGAGACUACUCAAGGUGGCCCGAGGCUCUGGCCUCCACCCCGACCAGCUGAAGACCCUCUGCUCUUACAGCUUUGCAGAAGUGCUGGGUGUGGAGUGCCCAGGGGUGUCCACCCUGGAACUGUCCCUGAAGAAUGAGCAGUUAGUGCUGCACACAGCCCGGGCAGGCAUCAUCAAGGCCAUGGUGGAACUGAGCCUGCGUGAGCUCCAGAAGGAUUCCAACUAUGUUAUCGCCCUGAGAAGCUCCCUCACUGAUGACAACAGCCUUCUCAGCUUUCACCGUGGGGACCUCAUCAAGCUGUUACCCAUGACCACUCUGGAGCCAGGCUGGCAGUUUGGUUCCAGUGGGGGUCGCUCCGGACUUUUCCCCACCAACCUGGUGCAGCCAGCAGCCGCCCCCCACUUCCUGCCAGAGCAGCGGAGCAGCCGGCAUAGGAAUUCAUUGCCACUGCAGCUUGGAGAGCCAGGGCUGCUUCCGGGGGCCAGUGCCUCGGAGGUGAGGACACCAGGGGUGGAGAACUAG
Chrysochloris asiatica (Cape golden mole) is the source of this 4503-nucleotide messenger RNA. Its product is annotated as unconventional myosin-XVB-like. Gene Ontology annotation, molecular function: cytoskeletal motor activity; ATP binding; protein binding. The record is from RefSeq and is a predicted model, not a curated record. NCBI's taxonomy places the organism in Eukaryota, Metazoa, Chordata, Mammalia, Afrosoricida, Chrysochloridae. Gene Ontology annotation, cellular component: myosin complex; cytoskeleton. The transcript is spliced from 37 exons.